AUGCAUUACUUGUGGCUUCUUUCCGCUGCCGCAUCGUUGGCAAACUCGGUGGAUGCUUCGCCUUUACAGAAAAGGUGUUCAAAUCCCAGCCAGUUUCCAGGUAAAUCGCAAGGCCAAAAAAAAUGUGCUCAUGUCGUUAACGGCUGUCCUAACUUGGAUUUCACUUGGAACUCCAAGAACCAAAACCGGAUGACUUACGACAUCUCGAUGAAGCGAGUCAAAUGGGUCAAAGACAACAUCUACGAGAUUACCAUUCACGUGCAAGGUGAAAAGCAGAUCAGCUUGAACUGCAUUAACGACUUGAAAAUCAUUGGUAUCAACGGACCUGACGGCGCUACCUUCCAGCUUCUUGACAGACAGCACAAUGUCCAACGUGUCGACAACCCUACUGAUUACGACGCCACUUUCAGAGUUUACGGACAAGAUGAUGUUCAGAACUGCAGAUCUUGGAUGCCAAACUUCCAGAUUCAAUACGACUACAACGGACAAUGUGACGUUCACAGCUCCCAGUCUUUUGACCUGAUUACCGGUUGUAACAAUUCUGACAACCAGGGGCACUCUCAGACUGAUGCUCCCGGCUUUUACUGGGACUACCAGUGUGGAACCUGCCCGGCCGGCAGCAGCAGCAGCUCAUCGAAGCCAUCUCCAUCUUCGAGCUCUUUAUCUACUACUGAAAGCAAGCCUUCUUCUACCUACAGUCCAACCACUACAAGUGAAUCAUGCACCACUGUUGGCCCAACCACAAUUUCUGGUUACACCAGCUGUUCUCCUGGUCCUUGCCCACCUCCAUCUAGCUCUGCUCCAUCUAGCUCUGCUCCUUCCAGCUCUGCUCCAUCUAGCUCUGCUCCAUCUAGCUCCGCUCCAUCCAGUUCCGCUCCAUCGAGCUCAACUUCCUGCUCCAAGACUCACAGAUCUAAGCAUUCUACGUCAACCUCCUGUUCUCGUACUCACAGAUCUAAGCACUCUACUUCAACUUCCUGCAGCUCCACCCCAUUGAGCUCCGCUCCUUCCAGCUCUGCUCCAUCUAGCUCCGCUCCAUCGAGCUCUGCUCCUUCGAGCUCUGCUCCAUCUAGCUCCGCUCCAUCGAGCUCUGCUCCAUCUAGCUCUGCUCCAUCUAGCUCCGCUCCAUCGAGCUCUGUUCCAUCUAGCUCUGCCCCAGUUUCCUCUUGUAGCACAGUUCCAGGCACUACCGUUCCAGGCACGACCGUUUCUGGUUCUACUGUCCCAGGAACCACUGUCCCAGGUACCACCAGCUGCAACACAGUUCCAUCGAGCUCCGCUCCAUCGAGCUCUGCUCCUUCCAGCUCUGCUCCUUCCAGCUCUGCUCCAUCGAGCUCUGCUCCAUCUAGCUCCGCUCCAUCUAGCUCUGCUCCAUCGAGCUCUGCUCCAUCGAGCUCUGCUUCUUCCAGCUCUGCUUCUUCCAGCUCUGCUUCUUCCAGCUCCGCUCCAUCGAGCUCUGCUCCAUCUAGCUCCGCUCCAUCGAGCUCUGCUCCAUCUAGCUCUGCUCCUUCUAGCUCUGGUCCAUCGAGCUCUGCUCCUUCUAGCUCCGCUCCAUCGAGCUCCGCUCCAUCGAGCUCCGCUCCAGUCUCCUCCUGUGUUACUGUCCCAGGUACUACCGUUCCAGGAUCCACCGUGUCUGGAACCACUGUCCCAGGAACCACUGUCCCAGGUACCACCAGCUGCUACCCUGGUCCAUCCAGCUCUUUCUCGUACGGCAACAGUACUGUUCCACCCAGCUCUGUUCCAUCGAGCUCUGUUCCAUUGAGCUCCGCUCCAUCGAGCUCCGCUCCUUCCAGCUCUGCUCCAUCUAGCUCCGCUCCAUCGAGCUCUGCUCCUUCCAGCUCUGCUCCAUCUAGCUCCGCUCCUUCCAGCUCUGCUCCUUCUAGCUCUGCUCCUACCAGCUCUGCUCCUUCUAGCUCUGCUCCAUCGAGCUCUGCUCCAUCGAGCUCUGCUCCUUCCAGCUCUGCUCCAUCUAGCUCUGCUCCAUCUAGCUCUGCUCCAUCGAGCUCUGCUCCAUCGAGCUCUGCUCCAUCUAGCUCCGCUCCAUCGAGCUCUGCUCCAUCUAGCUCCGCUCCAUCGAGCUCUGCUCCAUCUAGCUCCGCUCCAUCGAGCUCUGCUCCAUCUAGCUCCGCUCCAGUCUCCUCCUGUGUUACUGUCCCAGGUACUACCGUUCCAGGAUCCACCGUGUCUGGCACCACUGUCCCAGGAACCACUGUUCCAGGCACCACCAGCUGCUACCCAGGUCCAUCUAGCUCCGCUCCAUCGAGCUCUGCUCCAUCUAGCUCUGGUCCUUCCAGCUCUGGUCCUUUCAGCUCUGGUCCAUCGAGCUCUGCUCCAUCUAGCUUCACUACACUUGCUCCUGUCUCGGAAAGCAGCUGCGUCUCAAUGCCAGCCACCACUGUCUCUGCCAGAACCGUGUCUGGUACUACGUACCCAGCCUCUGUUAUUUCUGGAUCCGUCAGCUGUGGCCCAGCUUCGCCUAGCUCCACAGGCUAUACUGAGAGUGUUGUGACCGUUACGUCUUCUGGUAUUGAAACUAUUUACACAACGACAUGUCCACUAAGCGGAACUGAGAGCAGUGCCACUGCACCACCUCAUUCCGAGAAACUUGUCACUGUGACUGAGUCAGGUAAAACAUCCACAUUUACCACCACUUAUUCGUCGGCGUCUCCAGCCAACAGUGAUGCUAGUGAAGCCGCUCAAUCUACGCGUUACACCGAAUCUGUUGUCACUGUUACGGAGUCUGGCGUCGUGACCUCUUACACCACCACUUGCCCGCUAUCUGAAAUCACCGGUGCCACCAGAACUGGCGGUAGUGCUCCAGCUGCCAACACCCCAGCUACCUCUGCUUCUGCUCCAGGUGCUUCUGCUCCAGGUGCUUCUGCUUCUGCUCCAGCCGCUUCUGCUCCAGGUGCUUCUGCUCCAGGUGCCUCUGCUCCAGCCGCUUCUGCUCCAGGUGCCUCUGCUCCAGGUGCUUCUGCUUCUGCUCCAGGUGCUAACACCCCAACCGCUUCUGCUUCUGCUCCAGGUGCCUCUGCUCCAGGUGCUUCUGCUUCUGCUCCAGGUGCCUCUGCUCCAGGUGCUUCUGCUUCUGCUCCAGGUGCUAACACCCCAGGCGCUUCUGCCUCUUCUCCAGCUGCUAAUACCCCAGCUGCUUCUGCCAGCUCUUCCAAACCUCAAGGAUCUACCGGUGCUUCCAGCACUGCCGCGGCGAUCUCUACAUAUGAAGGCUCGGCCAACGUUCUCAGAGCAGGCUUGCUCUUGGCCCUUCCAUUGGCCUUAUUGUAA
Molecule: messenger RNA, 3288 nt
Organism: Lachancea sp. 'fantastica'
Lineage: Eukaryota; Fungi; Ascomycota; Saccharomycetes; Saccharomycetales; Saccharomycetaceae
Source: the annotation of a GenBank genome assembly